Penaeus vannamei (Pacific white shrimp) is the source of this 1169-nucleotide messenger RNA. The record is from RefSeq and is a predicted model, not a curated record. NCBI's taxonomy places the organism in Eukaryota, Metazoa, Arthropoda, Malacostraca, Decapoda, Penaeidae.
UCCGCCCACAGAUGUACACCUUGACGGCAUGGGGGAAGGUGGGCGUGAUGGCCAUCGGCGCGGGCGUAGUGUCUCUUGCCGUGGUGCUGGUGGUGUGUGUGGUCGGCCCCGGCUGCUGGCUCAACACCAUCUUCCUGAAUGAUGAGGAGAGACGGCGGAGGGAGAAGGAGCGACAGAGCAUCUUCCGCAGUGAGGCUCCGACGCUUCGUCUCACCACCUCCUCCAAGAGCCCUGAAGAUGCGCCCAAGUCGGACCUCACCCUGACGCAUACGCCGAGCCAGACGCCCACGAACACCAAGUACACCUACAUGAGCCCUGUGCACGGGACCCACCCCGAGACCUCCUCUCUCCUGGGCGCCCUCUCCUCCAAGCGGGACUCGACCUACUCGUCCAUGUCGGAGUACAGCGGCAGGACCUCGCCGACCAACUCCUGCAGGAGCAGCGUGGGCGACAGCGUGGGCAGCGGCGUGGGGAGUCCUGUCGGGGGGGAGGCACAGGGUCACCUCUCCUUCGGCAUCCAGUAUAUCCCGACAGGGUCAAGAGGGGCAACACUGGAAACUCGCCUCGUCAUCACUGUGAUCGAAGCACGAGGACUGGCAGGCAAGGAGUACUUAGGAAACGCCUGUGAUCCUUACGUCAAAGUGGUGCUGUGGAAGGAACGCCGGUCACUCAGGAAGCACAAGUCGCCGCCGCUCCACGUGUUUCGAACGCGGACGGUUCGACACACCCAGGAUCCGAGCUUCAACCAGUCGUUCGUCGUCGAGGCUUCGAAGAGCGAGCUGAAGGAACUCGUCGUGAAAUUAGUGGCGAUGGACACGGACAAAUGGGCGAGUCCAAGUACGGUGGGGGAGGUCACUCAGCCACUCAGGGACAUCAAGAACCUGGCCGCCCUCGAACAACGCACCACCCUCAGCUACUUCCUGGAACCGCCCAAACUGGAACUUGGAGAAGUUCUGUUCGGCCUGAGUUACCUACCGACGGCGCAGAGGCUCUCGGUGUCGGUCUUAAAGGCCAACAAUCUACAGUACAGCAGUGUGGUGGACGACCUUAAGGACUUUUACUACAAUAUGUCUCGUUUCCUGGCGUCGCUGCGUCUGAAGGAGGCUAAAAUUAUCCUUGAAGAUUUGUUUUUAACGUGUUCCCGGAAGGAUUCUGCUUCCUUCUUCUAA